Bombus huntii is the source of this 641-nucleotide messenger RNA. Its product is annotated as protein SREK1IP1-like. The record is from RefSeq and is a predicted model, not a curated record. Gene Ontology annotation, molecular function: zinc ion binding; nucleic acid binding. Bases 3 to 449 code for a protein of 148 amino acids. NCBI's taxonomy places the organism in Eukaryota, Metazoa, Arthropoda, Insecta, Hymenoptera, Apidae. The transcript has a single exon.
GCAUGGAUCCAGAAUUUCUUUCUAGAUUAAUUCCACAAAAUAAAGAGCAUGUGCGUCCUGCAUGCAAGAAAUGUGGUUAUGCUGGACAUCUUACAUAUCAGUGUCGUAAUUUUAUUAAAGUUGAUCCAAAUAAAGAAAUCGUCCUGGAUGUUAGCAGUACUAGCUCUGACAGCGAUGAAAAUUACGUCACCCCUUUGACUGAAUUACGUGAAAAAGAAUUAAAAAGGAAACUCCAAGAAACCAAAAAGAAACACAAAGAGAAGAAGUAUAAGAAAAAAUCUAAAAAACGCAAGAGGUCAGAGACAAGUGACAGUGAAUCAGAAACAGAAAUUUCCAGUGAUGAAGGCAAAAAAAGUAAACAUAAAAGGAAAAAGAAGAAAUCAAAACAUAAGAAACAUAAAAAACAUAAAAAGGACAAUUCAUCUAACAGCGACAGUGAUGAUAAGUAAAGAUAGGAAGUUGCUCCAGAACUGCUCAAUAAUUCUAAGAUUGUAAAUAUUUUGCACAAACUAUCAAUAUUAUGUACAUAAGUAAAAUUAUACCAUUUCUAAAUGAACGACUAUAAAAUUGUAUUUAUAUGAAUUGUAAAUGUGUCAUUUCUAUACACAUAGGGAAAACAAAUAUAUUUUGUUUCUUCUAUA